UCCCCUUCAAAAGAGAUCUUGAUUUAGUGGGAAGAGUGCUGCAUUUGGACAGUGGAAGAUGGGUUCGAGUACCAGCACACCUAAUCAUAUGGCUAAAAUCAACACUGCCUAUUUCACAGGAUUGUUUUGAAGAUCAAAUAAGACUGGGAGUCCCUAUCUCCUCUUAAGCAUAAUCUCUUGCCUUGGAAUUCUGGAGGUUGAUCCCUACUGGAAGAGCAGAAGUAAGGACUGAAGCAGCUCAAAUGCUCCAUGAGCAGGAGGAAGCUGUGGGAUGAUGGGGAGGGUCCCCACAAAGCCUGGAGCCUCGUCAGCAUCAGAAACCACAGGAAACCAGCAAGGGCCCGCUGCCCCCCUUCAGGCUGUGCAGCCAUGUUCUGGGUGCUCUGACCCCACGGAAGCCCAUGGGGAGCCCCAGCUUGGCAGCUCCGCUCCUGCUUCUCCUCCUGCUCCUCAUUGGCCUCUCUGCCUCGGCCGGAAUUGGCUGCCCCUACCUGCCCCGCUGGAGCACCCACUGUCUGCUGGCCUCCCACAUGGAAGGUCUGCCCAUAUUCCUUGCCAUACGCAGUUGGCCUUUCCUGUGUCCCUAAAGCCUUGGUGUGCUCAGCUCUGGCUCUGCCCCUAUCUGUGCCUGCGUCUGGUGUCAGAUCCUUCAGGCCUCCCGGAGGGCUGGUUCCACCUCCUUGUGCAGAAAUACAAAAAGUCCUAUAAGUUCCAGUUCUGUAGGAGACACAAGAUGCCAACAUCUGCUCAGAGGAAGCUGCUGAGUAGCUGUUGCCUGUCUGAAAAGGGUCAUCACAUCACUGUCUCCUCCCCAGACAUCUCUCACAAGGGGUUGCGCUCUAAAAGGACCCAACCUUCAGAUCCAAAGGCAUUGGAAGGUCUCCCCAGACCCAGCUCACAAAGGCAUGAAGGGCCUGAGUUCUCCUUUGAUUUGCUGCCUGAGGCACGGGCUAUUCAAGUGACCAUUCCUCCGGGACCUGAGGUCAGCGUGCGUCUUUGUCACCAGUGGGUACUAGAAUGUGAGGAGCUGAGCAGUCCCUUCGACUCCCAGAAAACUGUGUCUGGGGGCCAUGCCGUAGAACUGCCUUAUGAAUUCCUUCUGCCCUGUCUAUGCAUAGAGGCAUCCUACCUACAAGAGGACACCGUGAGGCGCAAAAAAUGUCCCUUCCGGAACUGGCCUGAAGCCUAUGGCUCGGACUUCUGGAAGUCAGUGCACUUUACUGACUACAGCCAGCACAGUCAGAUGGUCAUGGCCCUGACGCUCCGCUGCCCGCUGAAGCUGGAGGCCUCCCUCUGCCAGAGGCAGGGCUGGCACACCAUCUGCGAAGACCUCCCCAAUGCCACGGCUCAAGAGUCAGAGGGGUGGUAUGUCUUGGAGAGCGUAGACCUGCACCCCCAGCUCUGCUUCAAGUUCUCAUUUGGAAAUAGCAGCCAUGUUGAAUGCCCCCACCGGACUGGUGAGCCGUUAAGUGACCCUGGCUGGGACCCCCUUCCACCGUUGAACCCUUACCCAACUGUGACCAAGCCAGACUGGAGCCCUGUUCUGAUUUCUCUGGCAACUACAGCCCAGCUCUUAUCACCUCCUGCAAACAGAAUGUCUCCCAUGAUGCCCUUUCCCACCCUGGCAGCCCCAUCCUGGAAUGUUAGCAUGGAUACCCAGGCCCAGCAGCUGGUCCUUCACUUCUCCUCAAGGAUUCACGCCACCUUCAGUGCUGCCUGGAGCCACCAAAGCUUGGGGCAGGACAGCUUGGUGCGCCCCGUGUACAGCAUCAGCCAGACUCAGGGCUCAAGCCCAGUGACACUAGAUCUCAUCAUUCCCUUCCUGAAGCCAGGGAGCUGUGUCCUGGUGUGGAGGUCAGAUGUUCAGUUUUCCUGGAAGCACCUCUUGUGUCCAGAUGUCUCUCAUAGACACUUGGGGCUCUUGAUCCUGGCACUGCUGGCCCUCGCCACCCUGUUGGGCAUUGUUCUGGUCUUCACCCGCCGGCGCCCGCUGUCAGAUGGUGACGUGCUCUGCCUGCCUGGGAGCAUUGUGUCUGCCCCGGGCCCUGUGCUGGUGCCCACACGCCUGCAGACAGAGCUGGUGCUGAGGUGCCACCAGGAGACUGACUGUGACCUCUGCGUGCGUGUGGCCAUCCACUUGGCUGUGCAUGGGCACUGGGAAGAGCCUAAAGAUGAGGACAAGCUUGGAAUAGCAGCUGAUCCAGAGCUUGAGGAGCCUAGGAACGCCUUUCUCCAGGCCCAGGUGGUGCUCUCCUUCCAGGCCUACCCCACUGCCCGCUGCGUCCUGCUGGAGGUGCAAGUGCGUGCUGCCCUCGCGCGGCCUGGUCAGUCUGUGGGCUCUGUAGUAUUUGACUGCUUCGAGGCUGCUCUGGGGGCUGAGGUGCGACUCUGGUCCUACACUCAGCCCAGGUACCAGAAGGAACUCAACCUCACACAACAGUUGCCUGACUGCAAGGGGCUUGAAGUCCGGGACAGCAUCCAGAGCUGCUGGGCCCUGCCCUGGCUCAGUGUGUCUGCCGAUGGCGAUGAUGUGCACCUGGUGCUGGACGUCUCUGAGGAGCAGCACUUUGGCCUCUCCCUGUACUGGAACCACGUCCAGGGCCCCACAAAACCCUGGUGGCACAGCAACCUGACCGGGCCACAGAACAUUACUUUGAACCACACAGACCUGUUUCCCUGCCUUUGUAUUCAGGUGUGGCCUCUAGAGCCCGACUCUGUCAGGACGAGCCUCUGCCCCUUUAGGGAGGAUCCCCGGGCACAAGGGAACCUCUGGCGUGCAGCCCGGCUGAGGCUACUGCCCCCCCGGGGCUGGCAACUAAAUGCACCCUGUUCGCUGCUUGCUGAGGCCACUCUGUGUUGGCAGGCACCAGGUGGGGGCCCCUGCCAGUCGCUGGUCCCGCCACUGUCCCGAACAAAUGUCACUGUAAACAAGACACUUGAGUUGCCAUUGCUGAAUGCCCACCCCAACCUCUGUGUCCAGCAGGUGAGCAGCUGGGAGAAGCUGCAGCUACAGGAGUGUUUGUGGGCUGACUCCCUUGGGGCCCUCAAGGAUGAUAUGCUACUGGUAGAGACACGAGGCCCCCAGGACAACAGAUCGCUCUGUGCCUUGGAGCCCAGUGGUUGCACCCCACUACUCAGCAGGGCCUCCACGAGGGCAGCUCACCUUGGAGAACAGUUACUACAAGACCUGCAGUCAGGCCAGUGUCUGCAGCUGUGGGAAGAUGACCUGAGAGCACUAUGGGCCUGCCCCAUGGACAAGUACGUUCACCAGCGCUGGGCCCUGGUGUGGCUGGCCUGCCUACUCUUGGCCUCUGUGCUUUUCCUUCUCUUCCUUUUCAAAAAGGACCACGUGAAAGCUGCCGCCAAGGGCCGCGCGGCUCUGCUCCUCUACUCUGCGGAGGACUCGGGCUUCGAGCGCUUGGUGGGCGCCCUGGCCUCGGCGCUGUGCCAGCUGCCGCUGCGGGUGGUCGUGGACCUCUGGAGCCGUCGUGAACUGAGUGCGCAGGGACCCCUGGCCUGGUUCCACGCGCAGCGGUACCAGACCCUGCAGGACGGCGGCGUGGUGGUUCUUCUCUUCUCGCCCGGGGCCGUGGCGCUGUGCCACGAGUGGCUGCAGGACGGGGCGGCAGCGUCCGCCCCACAGGGCCCGCACGACGCCUUUGCCGCCUCGCUGAGCUGCGUGCUGCCCGACUUCCUGCAGGGCCGGGCACCCGGCCGCUAUGUGGGGGCCUACUUCGACGGACUGCUCCACUCGGAGGCCGUACCCGCCCUUUUCCGCAGCGUACCGGUCUUCUCCCUGCCCUCCCAGUUGCCCGACUUCCUGGGGACCCUGCAGAGGCCUGGCUCCCCCCGUCCCGGGAGACUGAGGGAGAGGGCGAAGCAAGUGUCCCGGGUCCUGCAGCCCUCCCUGGACCAGCUGCUUCAGGCUCCCGGAGCUCCCGGGGCUCCCGGGUAUCCUGGGGACUGCACGCGGGAUGGCACGUGAAGCAGGGGAGACGACUCGAAUAAAGGCAGACGCUA
Messenger RNA from Zalophus californianus (California sea lion), 4020 nucleotides. RefSeq names its product interleukin-17 receptor C-like. NCBI's taxonomy places the organism in Eukaryota, Metazoa, Chordata, Mammalia, Carnivora, Otariidae. The record is from RefSeq and is a predicted model, not a curated record. The transcript is spliced from 32 exons. Gene Ontology annotation, molecular function: interleukin-17 receptor activity. Bases 272 to 3985 code for a protein of 1237 amino acids.